UUGAUAUGAUCACGUGACUGUCUACGCUGAUAUCGUCUCACAGUGGCAGAUUGUAAAUACGUGUUUAGUUAUGGAUGACUUUAAAUUAUUUUGCAGACUUUGGAUGGUGAUUCUAACUCUGUGUAUUCAGAAUCAGAUAAACCUAGUCACAGCUUUAAAUUUGUGCUCAUAUGGUACGAGAAUAGUUAUGAUAGACCAGAAGAAACACAUUUGUUGUGGUGGAGUAUAUAACAGAAAGGAUCAGCAUGGUCUCCAACAAGAAUGUUGCGGAAUAAAAGAUGGAAACGGCAGUGUAGUAAAAUUACAACUAUAUGCUCAACAGAAACAGAUUUGUUGUGAUGGGGAACUACAUGACUUACCAAAACACUACAGACGUCAUAGUCGAGAUCCUAAAUGUUGUGGGGUAGAUGUUAUUUUUAAUCCAGAAUCCAGCUUCUGUUGCAAUAACCAAAUUUAUCAAAGGUCGGAGCAAUUUGCUUAUUGUGAUGACAGGUAUGGCUUGGAAGUUGCUGUUGGACGUGACCAGGUAGCCUGUAAACUCUGGACACCAAACGGAACUUUACACAGAGUAUAUCAAUGGCAGCCAGGAUAUGAAUGUUGUGGUCUUAAUCUAUCUAACACAAACAGUCACUUUUGCUUAAGAGGUAAAAUCUGGCCAAAUGGAGCAGUUGUUUCUAAAUGUGGGAUGGAGAUAUAUGAUGAGAAUAAAUAUAUCUGUUGUGAAGAUACUUCCAAGCUGAUACCAAAACCUGGUCCAGAUAAAUUCAAAGCAAAAUAUUGGGGUAUCGAAACAGACUUAGCAUGUUUGAACGGCAAGGUUGUAAACAGGGACCUAGAACAGAUUGUUGAGAAUAACAAUAAGAAACAUGUGAUACCAAACAACUUUCUACCUUGUGGUGAUGAUUACUUUGACCCGUACAACAAGAGAACGCAGGUAGACUGUUGUAAUGGUGUUGUCAACCACGCAAGACCGGGAAUGAAUAUCACAUGCUGUGGCACUGAGUUCAUUGAUACAGACUUGUACCGGUGUUGCAACAAUGUAAAGAUUGGUGCAUCAAAGUUGUGUUGUGGAAAUCGAAUCUAUGAAGGAACUAGUGGCCUUGUUUGUUGUGGGACCAAGUUGAUAAACAGCUCUUACCUCUGCUGUGAACCAAAAUCAAGCAUAAGAAUCCCAGUCAAAAAGAAGCCGGGACACAACAGGUGUUGUGGGAAGCAGACUUUUUAUUAUGACCCGAAUGGAAAAGAUGAAUGCUGUGGAGGAAAGAUUAUUAAAUUGGAACACAAUCAGGUCUGUGAAAAUGAUAUUGUUACAUUUAGUCCUGAAGACUCAGAAGAGGUGACAAAGCAGAUAAAUAAAAGCCUUGAGAAAUCUGGUGGUUGCGGGUUUGAGUAGAUUUAUUUUCUGUUUAAAUGCCAGUCUAUAAAUAUACAUGAAUGAGAAACAAAUACAACUGUGCCUCGUAUCUAAGAUGAACUCUGCCUGAACUAGCUUGUGAUGUAACCAUGGGCUGGAAAAGCUUAUCAUUGAUAUCUUAUAUAAUCUAAAUGGUCAGUUUGAAUGGAUACAGGUUGAAUCAGAACUGCUUGAUCAUUGAUAAUUCAUAUGCAUUGUUCAUGAAUGGGACUAUUUUGUGUAGCACAUGAACACCCUUUGAAUGUAAUUUGGAAUAAAAUAAAGAUGCUAUGUGAUUGUAAGAAAUACACUUGUAACUUUGGUAGCGGGGUAAACCCGCAACCAAAAACUUGCCAUCAGUUAAGCUACCAAGUCAAAAUUUGCCAAAAAGAAUCAAGAACAGUGCUUGCCCUUCCUGUAUCACAUAUUUGGAACCACCAAAGCAGUGUGUUAAAAAGUUUGGUACGUUUUUUUGUUUUUUUGUUGUUGUUUUUUUUUUUAUAAUAAUGAUAACUUUAAAGCAAAUGUUUCUGUACAACAAAAGGUUUUUCCAGUUACUGUAAAAUCAUUUAAUUUCGUGGGCAUGAAAUUUUGUGGUUUUGGUCAAAACUACUAUUGCGUGGGGAUAUUAAUUUGUGGAUUUUAACAUUUAAACAUAAAAUGAAUGGGCAUUUUACUUGUUCGUUGGGAUUAAAUUUCGAGGAUUGAUCUAACCACAGAAUCCACGAAAAGUAGUCAACACGAAUAUUAAUGAUUUCACAGUAAUUAUUUAAUUGAGGUCAUUGUAAGUAAAUGAUAAAACGUUCAAGUGAGCUCCCCCAAACAAAGACAGUACUUGUGUUUUACAAGAAGGGAUACUCUUGAUUGGUGGAGUGAGGUUUUAACACACGACACUGAUGUCGGAAACACUAAAUGCUUAAAAUCCAUUGGUUUAAGGUUCAGACUGUGGUCUGUGAACUGCUCAUUAAUUACAAAUUUCACUAGGCCCAGAAUAUAUAAGUUCUUGCAAAUCAUUUGAUACAAUAGGCCCCAAAUACAAUAAUUCCUGGUAAACCAUUUUAUACCUCAGGCCCAAAAUACAACAGACUCUGGUAAUCCAUUCCAUAGACCUACAUGCCGUGAAUAUAACAUUAAGUCCUGUGUU
Messenger RNA from Mercenaria mercenaria, 2537 nucleotides. Its product is annotated as galaxin-like. The coding region runs from base 71 to 1393 and encodes 440 amino acids. The record is from RefSeq and is a predicted model, not a curated record. The transcript is spliced from 8 exons. Lineage: Eukaryota; Metazoa; Mollusca; Bivalvia; Venerida; Veneridae.